This is a messenger RNA of Oreochromis aureus, 2701 nucleotides long. RefSeq names its product flocculation protein FLO11. NCBI's taxonomy places the organism in Eukaryota, Metazoa, Chordata, Actinopteri, Cichliformes, Cichlidae. Bases 347 to 1630 code for a protein of 427 amino acids. The record is from RefSeq and is a predicted model, not a curated record. Gene Ontology annotation, cellular component: membrane. The transcript has 4 exons.
UGUGGGUGUCCAAGCUUCUUGUGAGGUGACUGUUACAAGGUGGCACGCUUUCAAUUCAUAAGACAAGAAAUCAGACAGAAAUGUGACCAUAGGGUGACAUGCGGGAAGCAUCUGAGCAGUUUGCAGAACUGAGUACUUCCUGUUACGUUAGAUGAAGUAGUAAUCAGACUGGCCAAAGAGCAACAACUGAUCAAUCCUGAGCUUUCCAUCAGAAAGCACCUACAGUCGACAAGUCAGUACUGCGAGACUGUCCUCUGAGAGUGGUUGAAAUGAGCUGAACUUUUAUCACUCUUCGUCCUCACCCGUGCUCUGUUCCACCUGUAGAGAGAUUUAGUUUAACGCAGCUAUGACACUCCUCAGCAUGAAGACAUUUCCAGCCUUUUUAUGGGGAAUAUUCAUCGUGGCUGCUUCCAUCCCAGAAACCAGUGGUUCUCCCUACACUGUUGAGCCCAACAAGACAAGCGCCCAGCUGACAACUGCACUUGCGUUUCACAAUAAAACAGAUUCACACCCUGCAGUGUGGGGAACAACUCACAGACCUGCAGCUACUACCGUUUCUGCAGCAGCACAUAGCACAGUGCUAACCACAGUGGAAACUAGCACGGCAGCUAUCAGUAACAAAACUAACAGCUCCAGUGACAGUGCAGUCCCUUUGGUUCCUACAAGCCCUGCAGCAGCAGCCACAAGCAACUCCGCUCCGCAGUUACUUCAUACCUCCACAGCUUUGAUUGACACUCAACCCUCCCACCAAGUGACCAUGAAAGAAACAACAACACAUGCAGAGGACGGGUCCCAUCCACAGUCAACCACAGCGCCUACAGACACCACUGCUCCUGCAACAUUCUCAUCAACAGCAGCUGUGUCUUCUCCACAGCCCACAUCCAUCCCUGAGUCUGAAAUGACAUCAGUGUCGUCAUCCACUUUCUCUUCUGAGAAAUCUACUGCAGCUCCAGGCACUCAGAACCUCAGCAGCCUUUCAGUUUCUACUGCAAGCCCAUCAACGGCAGAGUCGAUCUCGGAGACAACACGUGUGCCACAGGUGUCCACCUCUUUGCCCCCCACAACAGCCAAGACACUGAAGACCAGCCCUGAGAUUUCAUCUGCAACUCAGUCCGUUUCUGCUUCGAGUUCUAUCUCCACACAGUCAAACGCUACCUCUACGUCAACUGAAUCUCCCAACUCCACCACUCCAAUAAUCCCUGUCCCCCGCAGGCCCACGGUGUUACCACGUCCAAUAACUAAGUCAGCAUCAGCUACUAAAUCGCCACACGGUGAAGUCUCAAAAACAACCCCCAGCACCGAGGUUCAACCCUGCUUGACCCAGAACGUGGUGAAGCAGUGCCUCAUUGUCAUCGCCUGCCUGGCUUUGGUGUGUACAAUCUUUAUCUUUUCUACCAUUGUCCUCUGCGCCAAACUGUCGUCGAGGAAGCACAAGCGCAAACCUCAAAAGGAAACGGAAAUGAUGUGCAUUUCUGCUCUGCUGCCCGAGAGGAGUUACAACUAUACGAGACAGCACAAUCCAGUGCCCAAUGGAGUCCUGGUGAUCCCAAGGGCUGAAGACAGCGACGACGAGGUGGGAGAUAACCUCACUCUCAGCAGCUUCCUUCCAGAAAAUGACCGCUACGUGUAGAUGGAUUUUACUAUGCUUUCAUCUUUUUGCUAUCAGUCAGCGUGGAAAUAGCUGCUAUUUGAAUAAACUCCUGCUUCCCCUUUGAUAUUAGUGGUUUUGCUUCAGUACCUGCCCUAUUUCAGUGGAGGAAGAGAGAAACCACAAACAGACAAACAUUCACGGUUUCAUGUGCAAGUGCCUGUAACUGCAUGUGGUAUUUGACAAGGUCUAGUAGUGAACUCUGUAUUUUGGGCCAAGGUCAGUGCUUUUUGCAUGACUUUAGCCGCCACAGGAUGAAGAGUGAUCAAAGUUUGUUUUUUGUUUUUUUACAUCCGGAGCUGAGCCCUGCUGGUAUUUCACUUUAUGACAGGGGACAGGAAGGCUUGCUGUGCAAAGGGAUAUUAUUGCUCUGUUCAGACACUGUUCAGUUUACAAGAACUAUCCAGGUGGCUGAACGCUUAAAGGGACAGUUCAGCCUCAAGUCAACUUUGCAUGUUGUUUGUCCACCUAGACUGGCCUGAUGUGCCAGUGUUUGGAGAUAUUUACUGUAGAGUUGCCUUCCUUGUCUUGAAUAUACCAGAACCAGGUUACAACUGACUUCUGUUUUUCUUUUUCUGACCAAAGCUACUCAUUGCAAAUGUCUUUUUUCAAGAAAGCAUCCUCAAAUGGUGUUGUGAGCAGUUUUAUGCAGGAACUAUGUCCUUUCGACUGAACUGCAUCAGCCAGUCAAAAGUCAAUAUCACACCUCAGCUAAGGGGGAAACAAUCCGUGUUUACAUCCUGUCACAACGUCAAUGUGCAGUGGCACGCUUCCUUCUGCAAAGAGAUGCAAUUGGCUGGUGCAGUUUGGAAAAAAGAAAAUGUAACUACACAAAACUGCUCAUUAUGUUGGAUUUAUUUUCCAUAAGUGGAUCGUGAUGACUGAUAAGAGCCAGGGAGGUUUCAAAGGCAGUUUUUGAAGCUUUGAGCACAAUAAUUUUAAUAUCUAGCACCAUUAUAUUAAAUAAAAAAGUGAGAUAAGAGAAAAAACAAGAGAUGGAUGGAUGGAUGGAUGGAUGGAUGGAUGGGUGGAUGGAUGGAUGGAUGGAUGGAU